AUGGGUUCAGAAUAUACCCCGAACCCUCAAAACGAGGGACUCAGAUCUACGAUAGAGAACAUGCCCAUCAAGGACCCAACAGGAUCUUUAGAAAUGAUAGCUCAGACAAGGCAGGCGGCAGAUAUGCUUCCUGAUAUAGACGAGUCUGAUGCACUCUACAGAGUCAUCCUGAGAACGGGAGAUGUGGUCAUCGAAUAUUUAGAUCCUGACUCAGACACUUCAACGCGAUCCGAGGCACGUCACCGUCGCUGGCGAGUCUCCAGCGAGGACUUGAUGCGAAGCAGUCCGUAUUUUCGAGCCCUACUUGAUCCUGACAAAUUCUCCGAGGGCAAACAACUCAUGCAGCAGAAGAUGAUGCACCGGGACCUGCUUGCUCCCGAGCCUGUGAACGGCGCCUCUUUGGAUGAACAAAGCCCGAAAAUGAGCUAUCUGCCUGUCGUAAUUCUCCCAAGCAAACACUUCUCUCCAAGGCUUGGAUUAGAUGCCAUCAAGCUGUUCCUGGAGAUCCUGUCCUUCAAGUCCUUCGACGAAGAACAGAAGGGUUCUUUCGAUGCGGAACUGAAGUUCCUGCCCGUAUCCCUCAUUGCGAGGGUUCUGGAGCUAGCAGAUGCCUUCAACUCUCCGCGCGUCGUGCAAGAAUCUCUCAAGAGAGUCGGCUAUGCCUUCGGGAAGGGGAAAUAUUCCUACACAAAGUUCGAUUCUGCCUUGCUGAAGCUGAGUGAGGAUCGCAUCCGACAAACGAUCUUCGUAGCGCGGACAUUAGACGAACCGAACAUCUUUCGAGUUAUGACACAUGCUCUGAUCAUCCUUGGAUCGAGGUCUUGGGCAGAAGGCGUCGAGCCUCCCGAGAGUCCUUCCCUCCACUGGCGCUACUUCUCCGGUGGUAUAGAAGAGGAGCUCUACUACCGCCGCCAAUGUAUCCUCAACACCAUCUCAGACCUCCAGGCCUACUUCCUGCGCGUUUACGGCGCUUUAGAAGAUCCAGAGCCCCCCAAACCAUUCCUUCCGAGACAACCACUCGCUCCAGCCACACAUCAACCCCGUCCUUUCCAAUGCCGCUACGGCUUUGGCAACUCCAGCGCCUGUGACGCCUUCCAUCUGGGCCAAAUGACGCGAUUCUUCUCACUACGCACAAAGACCAUCUUCUUAGGGUCGAUGCUGAUCGACUCUAGCUUCGCCCCCGACUCCGACUCCGACUCCGAGCCCCCUUCAGAACCCCCCAAAGACAUAACCGCAAUCAUCGCCUCCCUCAAACAAUGCCCCGACUACCAAAUCGACCCCAACCACAUCGGCUGUGGUGUCCGCCGCCGCUUCCUACCCCCCUUAGACUGCAUAGAACGCUUCGUCGGCGACGGUCGAGGCCUACUCGGUAUUGACUAUCAAACCUGGGACAGCGGCCAAACGUGGCCCCUUACGUCAACCUCAUGGGCAAAUCGAGCCAUACCCCGCGCGCGUGUCAUCGAUAUCAGAAUCUCGAAAAUCAGCGCAAUCCCCGUCUUAACGCGCGGUGCCGCUCGACCCGUCUUCACAUCACAGGAGGAAAACGCCCGGUUUCUGUUCACCGCCAAGAAAAGAAACUGGGAGGCUUAG
Messenger RNA from Aspergillus sclerotioniger CBS 115572, 1590 nucleotides. RefSeq lists its product as uncharacterized. The record is from RefSeq and is a predicted model, not a curated record. The transcript has 2 exons. Lineage: Eukaryota; Fungi; Ascomycota; Eurotiomycetes; Eurotiales; Aspergillaceae. The coding region runs from base 1 to 1590 and encodes 529 amino acids.